Molecule: messenger RNA, 816 nt
Organism: Telopea speciosissima
Lineage: Eukaryota; Viridiplantae; Streptophyta; Magnoliopsida; Proteales; Proteaceae
Product: ESCRT-related protein CHMP1B-like
Exons: 1
Coding region: 126-761 (211 amino acids)
Biological process (GO): protein transport; endosome transport via multivesicular body sorting pathway; late endosome to vacuole transport
Cellular component (GO): ESCRT III complex; multivesicular body
Source: RefSeq, a predicted model, not a curated record
CUGAUUCCAUCACUGUUUACUUUUAAUGACCUGGAAUGUGUUCUUCUUUGAAACCCUUCUCAAAUACCUUCCUCAUCAGCGCCCAAUUUCAAUUACAGUUGGUGAUUUGAUUUGGGUUUUCAAGAAUGGGGAAGGAGAAGCUGAUGGAUCAGAUUUUCAACCUGAAGCUUACAUCAAAAUCACUGGUAAGGCAAGCAAAAAAAUGUGAGCAAGAGGAGAAAUCCGAGAAGGUUAAAGUGAAGAAGGCGAUCGAGAAGGGAAACAUUGACGGCGCGAGGAUCUACGCACAGAAUGCAAUCCGCAAGCGUAACGAACAGCUCAACUACCUGCGCUUUGCAUCACGACUUGACGCAGUAGUUGCAAGGCUUGGGAGUCAGAAUAACCUGCAGAGUGUGGGGAAGUCGAUGAGCGGCAUUGUGAAAUCGCUUGAAUGGGUAUUGUCAAUUGGGAACAUGGAGAAGAUCUCACAGACCAUGGAUAAGUUUGAGAAGGUGUUUGUGAAUAUGGAAGUGCAGAGCAGCUUCACUGAGAUGUCCAUGGCAGGGACUACAUCUUUGUCCACACCAGAAGGAGAGGUGGGUUCGUUGAUGCAACAAGUGGCUGAUGAUUAUGGGUUGGAGGUGUCCCUGAAGCUCCCUCAAGCUGGGAAUUGUAGUAAUCAACAGGCUGUGGGGUUGGUGCCUAAGGAGACAGGGACUAUGAUCUCUCUUUCUGAGGAAGAAUUGAGUAGGCGAUUGGCUGAUCUCAAGUCAAAAGGCUAGUCUUUAUUAGUUUCUUCCCUUUCUUCUGGUUCAUGAGCUGGCUUUCUGUAUUCUU